Molecule: messenger RNA, 1812 nt
Organism: Cladophialophora yegresii CBS 114405
Lineage: Eukaryota; Fungi; Ascomycota; Eurotiomycetes; Chaetothyriales; Herpotrichiellaceae
Exons: 2
Coding region: 1-1812 (603 amino acids)
Biological process (GO): lactate catabolic process
Cellular component (GO): mitochondrion
Molecular function (GO): D-lactate dehydrogenase (cytochrome) activity; D-lactate dehydrogenase (NAD+) activity; FAD binding
Source: RefSeq, a predicted model, not a curated record
AUGGCAUCCAGCAACCUGCCCCAAACACCUACUCUGCUAGAAAAGCACAGUGGCGUUCCCACACGAUUGGUCGACCAGGCGAAGAGAGCAAAAGGGCUGCUCUUCUCAAGGCGAACCAAGGGCGAUGUCGCCUCAAGCGCACCUCGUCGAUUGCAGCUGCCGCCGGACACGACGCAAGAAAAGUUCGACGAAGCCAUCGCGCAGUUACGGUCUGUAGUCGGCGAACAAUAUGUGCAGGUCAAUGACGCGGCGCUGGUCGAUGGAUGGUAUAUGGAACAUCCCAACACCCACGACAGCAAUCAUGUCGCCAACCAGGACGCCUUGGUCGCCAGCGCGGUGGUCUACCCUUCGACGACAGGGGAAGUCCAGGCCAUCGUGCGGUGGGCUAACGAGUGUCUAAUCCCGCUGCAUCCCAUAUCUAUGGGGCGGAAUCUGGGCUACGGCGGCGCGGCACCCCGCGUCUCGGGUUCCGUCGUGGUCGAUCUAGGCAGGCGGAUGAACAAGAUCCUCAAGAUCGACGGCCAGAACGCCUCCUGCCUGCUCGAGCCGGGCGUGUCGUACUUUGCGCUCUACGAGGCAGUCAAGAAGAGCGGGCUCGAUCUGUGGAUCGACUGUCCCGACCUCGGUGGCGGGAGCGUCAUGGGCAACGCCCUCGACCGGGGCGUAGGCUACACCCCGUACGGCGAUCACUUCGGCAUGCACUGCGGCAUGGAAGUGGUGCUGCCGGACGGAACGCUGCUGCGGACGGGCAUGGGCGCCCUGCCUGGAGAAGACGACACGGACAAUUUGACGUGGCAGUCGUUUCAGAACGCGUACGGCCCCGCCAUUGACGGCAUCUUUAGCCAGUCCAACUACGGGAUCGUGACCAAGAUGGGCUUCUGGCUCAUGCCGGCCACAGGCAACCAAUCUUACCUGGUGACCUUCCCCCGCGAAGACGACUUUGAGCAGAUUGUCGACCUGAUCCGCCCGUUGGCCGCCAGCCGCGUGUUCGGCAACGUGCCCCAGCUGCGGCAUGUCGUCCAGGAGCUCGCGGUCACGGGCAAGCCUCGAAGUCAUUUCUGGCCCGAGGGGAGCGAUCGCGGGGGACGGCUGCCUCGGUCGGUGAUUGCCCGCGAAGCCGCCAAGAUGCCGCUCGGCGACGUGAGUUGGAUCUUCUACGGCUGUCAGUAUGGGGACGCCAAGACGAUCGAGUCGCAGCUCGAUCUCAUCAAGUCGACGUUCGCAAAGAUCAAGGGCUCCAAAUUCUACUUGCCCUCUGAUUUACCGCCGGACCAUUACAUCCACGACCGCGCCAAGGUCAAUAUCGGGGAGCCUGUCCUGAAAGAGCUGGACUGGCUGAACUGGCUGCCGAACGCAGGACAUAUCGCCUGCAGCCCCAUCCUGCCGACAAGCGGCAAACAUGCUCGUGUGAUGAUGGACAUUGCCGAAAAGCUCUACGCCAAGUGGGGGUUCGACUCGUUCAGCACGAUCUGCGUCGCUGGCCGCGAGAUGCACUUUAUUGCCGAGAUCGUGUUUGACCGCGAAGACCCCGACAGCAAACGCCGCGCCGCGUGCCUGAUGCGCGAACUGAUCGAUGAGGGCGCCAGGAAGGGCUAUGGCGAAUACCGGACGCACUUGUUGUAUAUGGACCAGGUCGCCGGCACGUAUAAAUGGGGCAAUGGUGCUCUGGGCCGCUUCAACGAGACCAUCAAGGACGCGCUGGACCCUAAUGGCAUUUUGAGCCCCGGCAGGAACGGCAUCUGGGGCAAGCGGUGGAGAGAGAAGGGCUGGAAGAGCGGCGAGGUCGGAAUGCCUAGAGAGGUGAAGUUGUGA